AUGCACAGAGUUCGUACGUCGCGUCGCAUACCGCCCCUGGAGGACGGUGAUAUCGACCAUGAAAUCAAACUCGUCGACCACUCGGCCUCGAUACAAGGUUCGUCGGAGCCUCUGAAUGCCGAAACAGACAAUGCUGUCGAAGACAUGGCCGAUCAUUCUGCCUCUUCCGCCGACCCACCCCUGACUGCUCUGACAUCAGAGGGAAGCCAGGCUUGGCUGCGGGACGGCGCCGCACCACCGCCAACGAACGAUGUUGCUUCGGCCGCGGACAAGACUUCGACAGAUGGAGGAGGUGUUGCAGAACCCCCACACCCAUCGAAAGAUUCCGAGACCGCGAUCGAUAUACUUUACGAGAACGAGCGAGGUGGCUUCUUGUGCGGCAUACCACUCUUCUCUGCUGCUGCGUUGGGCAACCUCGAUCCACCAGCAUGGACCAACUAUGCCCAUAGGCCCAGCCCGACCAACCCCAAGACCGCCCAAGUGCCAGAUCCGAGCUGGGAAUGGGCAUGGCCAGAGUGGCAGGUGAAUCAUGAUCCGGAAACCAAAGCCGAUGCGGAAGGCUGGGAAUAUUCUUUCAUGUUCCAUAAGAAGUUCUCCUGGCAUGGCCCCAAAUGGUGGAAUUCGUUUGUUCGGAGGCGGGCUUGGAUUCGACGUCGUGUAAAGAAGGGUAUCGGAUAUCAAGCCAAUGACCCGCAUUUGCUUAACCCGGAGUACUUCACAGUGUCAUCUCCCAUGAAGCAUCGCAAGAGUAUGAGUGCCGCCAGCAGUCUCGUCGCAAGCACAGGAGCUUCAUGCCAAGUCUACGAAGAAGAUUUCGACGAAGAGCAGCAGGCGGACAUUGAGACCAUUGGGACAUUGAUGGAAAUGCUGCGACGCUCACGCAUCGACCGUGAGAAGCUCAAUGUCGUGCAGAACUACCUCGAGCACGGAACGGACAACUUGCUUCAACUCCAGGAACACAUGCACGAGAUUAUGUCCAUUUUCGUCUUCCAGGCCUCCCGGCGGUUGCUGCUGACAAAACUCACCAAUUUCCACGACGAAGCUACGAGGCAGCAACAAACGGACGGCUCCUCCGAGCUGGGGGAAAGGGUAAAGAACCUGGCAACGGCUGUAGAACAUGCUGACGAAGAAGUACGGAGGCUUGAGUUUUGGAGUGACGUCAAGGGCAUGGCUGAAAAUGGUGAGUCUCAUGGUGCGGUGGAUGACGGGAAGGGAUGGAAAGGUGGUUUCGAAGGUAUAGACAAGAGCGGCCCUGUCGGAGCUAACAAGAAGGAGAUUCCGUAA
Molecule: messenger RNA, 1284 nt
Organism: Pseudomassariella vexata
Lineage: Eukaryota; Fungi; Ascomycota; Sordariomycetes; Amphisphaeriales; Pseudomassariaceae
Exons: 2
Coding region: 1-1284 (427 amino acids)
Source: RefSeq, a predicted model, not a curated record